This is a messenger RNA of Erythranthe guttata (spotted monkey flower), 894 nucleotides long. RefSeq lists its product as uncharacterized. NCBI's taxonomy places the organism in Eukaryota, Viridiplantae, Streptophyta, Magnoliopsida, Lamiales, Phrymaceae. The record is from RefSeq and is a predicted model, not a curated record.
AACAUUUCUCCCCACAGAGAGUAAAAAAAAUGGCGGAAAAGAUAUUUCUCUCUCCCAAACACAGCAUUUCCCUCUCCCUCUCACUCCUCUCCGCCGCGUUCCUCCUCCUCCCUGCACUCGCAUCGCCGGCGCCGACGCCGACGCCGGCCCCAUGGCCGGCGCAAUUCCACUCGAUCCUCUUCAUAAACAGUAGCAAAGGUGUGCUGCAAGUGACGGAUCUCUGGUACGACUGGCCCAACCGCCGGAACUUCAACAUAAUCCAGAACCAAUUGGGGAAGAAGCUGUACGAUUUGGAAUGGGGUAACGGCACAUCGUAUUACUACACACUGGACGCCAACAAGGAGUGCCGGACGAUGCAUUUCGCGGUCGGAAUUCUGAGCCCUAAUUGGCUCGACGGCGCAAAUUAUUUGGGGCAAGUUGAUAAGGAUGGAUUCCUCUGCAAUGUGUGGGAGAAAGUAGAUUUCAUUUGGUAUUACGAAGAUGUUGCCACCAAGAGACCUGUUUACUGGGCUUUCUACACUGGGCAAACGGCACACGUGAUGACGUUUGAGGUGGGGAAAGUGCUAGACGACCCCGAUUGGCAAGCCCCGGUUUACUGUUUUGAAGAAACGGAGGUUAACACGGAUGCUCUCGAAUCGGAGUUUGGUUUUCCGGCCCACCGGAGUUUGAUCCGAGGUGUACUCCCGAGUAUUCAUUCGAUCGUUUAGUUUUUCUUUUUCGUUCCGGGUUUUAUCUUUUCAAGCACAAGUUUCUUCUAUUUUUAACUCAGAUGUACAUUUAGAUCUCGUUUGGUUGCCACCGUGGCGACAGCCAAAAUAAGAUUAUGGUAAUUUGCUUCAUUUUUGUAAAGACUUCACGAUUCGAGCGCUAUAAGACGACCCAAUAUUAGUAUAA